AUGGCCACCUCCGACCAUGGCGCGCUCGGAAGGCCGCACCAUGGCCUGGUCAACAUCCAAGCACAUGAAGUAUCUGUUCAGGUCAAAUUGCCUUUUGGGCAGAGAAUCAUUCAAACUUUACACAAAUUGAGAGACAAAGAAAUCCGCAACACCAGACGCACAGUUCUGCACUCAGUAACGGCACACAUACCCGGAGGGAAAUUGACAGCGAUUUUGGGAGGAAGUGGAUCGGGGAAAACAACCUUGCUAAAUGCGCUGUCGGGAAGAUUGCAAAGUGAAAGCCAGACAGUACUGGGAGACAUCACGUAUAGCGGACACAAUGACGUGUCUCGAUUUCGCACAGCCUAUGUGAUACAGGAGGAUGUUCUCCCAGCCACCCUGACAGUCCGCGAAACCUUGCAGUAUGCGGCUGACCUCCGUUCGAAAUGGAAAAGCGCGUGCCAGCGGGAUCAAGCGGUCGAUAAAUUGAUUAGAAGGCUAGGACUAGAGACCUGCACCGACACCCGGAUAGGGCAUGGGAGCGGGCAUGGAUGUAGUGGCGGCGAGAGGCGGCGGGUCAGCAUCGCCAUUCAACUGCUGACGGGGGCCUCGGUGCUGUUCUGCGACGAGCCGACAAAAGCCGAAUUUCUCAUAGAGAAUAUCACCACGAAUACAUGGUUACACAGCACACUAGAUCUGCCUCUCCACCACUUGGCGCCAUUUGAAGGCUCUUCAACAGAUGCACUCGAAAUGGUCACACUUCCGGCACAGCUUCUGGAAUCUCCAGCACCAUAUGGCAAAACACCGGGAUUCUGGACGAAGUGGAAAGUCCUGACAAAGCGCAUGAUGGUAGUGUGUAUAAGAGACAUACCGCCGCUCAUUGGAAUUGGUUGUAUGAUUGCUGUGCUCGCUGCCAUCCUUGGAUGGGUAUUUUGGCACUUGGAUGGAUCCCUUGCAGGAAUUCGUUCCCGACAAGGAAGCCUCUGGGAUGCUACGGGGCUUUAUGGGUACCUUAUGUUGAUCAGCGAGAUCUGUCGAUUGCUUGAAGAUACCAAAGUUUUUGAUCACGAACGAAGUGAAAAGCUUGUUGUGAAGUUGAUACUGGAAGACCUCAGCUUGCCCACGUUGUUUCCUGCCAUAUAUUAUCCCAUGGUGGGCUACCGGGACAGUGCUUCGCAAAUCUUACUGUUCUGGUUGAUAAUGGUUGUGACACAUAUAACUGCCGUUGGAUUUGCAAGCGUUUCUGUCGCCACGACCCGGAACCUUUACGGGGCCAUAUUCAUAGGGAAUAUGUACUUCACGUUACAGACAACUGCCUCGGGGUACUUUUUGCAGGCUAAUCAAAGGCCGGUGUAUGUGCAAUGGCUGAAAUGGCUCACAACAACUUUCUAUACCUUCAGCGCCCUCUGCACCCUUGAGUCUGUUGGGUACAAAGGCUCCAGUCCUGGGUAUCUCUACGACUGCCCCUCUCAUGAUGCCCAAGAUCCGCAAUGCAAGGUGUACACUGGUGCUUUUAUAAUGGACAGCUUAGGACUUCCGAGUGGUGGGAUUUGGAAGCAUAUUCUAAUCUUAUGCGUGUUUGCUAUUUUCUAUCAGUGCUCUGCAAUUGCGAUCCUUUUUUCUAAACCUACUGGGCGGCCUUGGUAUUUGGCAGACGCAGGAAAUGAGGGAAGCGAAGCAUAUCUCCACGAGAAGCCAUCCGCCCCUCAUCCAACUCAAUCUCGCCAAAGCAGUAUACAAUUAAAUGAGCUAGAGCUCUACAAGACACGGUUGCUGAGAUGGGCUUGGUUUGGGCGAAGAUCGUCUCGAGUCGUUGGUCCAGUGUCGACCACUUUACGCUCUGGACGGUUGAAUGUAAUCAUGGGGGCUUCAGGAAGCGGCAAGACGACUUUACUGAGUGCCCUAGCUGGCCGACUACCCUCAUCUUUGCAUCAACGACUCCGUGUGUUAGUAUCAUAUGUCCCACAGGAUGACUGCAAUCUUCUUUCCAAUCUGACUGUGCAAGAAACAUUGUACUUUGCCACUGAAUUGAGAUGUUCUGGGUCCGUGUCCUCAGACGAGCGGAAAGGGCGGGUGGAGGAUACGAUCAGGCAAUUUGGGUUGGAAUUCUGUGCAAAUCCCAUUAAGCGACGCCUGUCAAUUGCCUGCGAAGCUGUAGCGGAACCCAGAGUUCUGGUUCUUGACGAGCCAACCUCCGGCCUAGAUUCCCGCACUGCUCUCUCCGUUCUUGAGCUGCUUCAUAAACUAUCAUCCGAUGGAUGUACCGUCAUCAUCUCCAUUCACCAACCAUCCUCCGCCAUGUGGGCACUGAUUUCGACCUGUCUUCUUCUCACCCCGGACGGCCGUCCUGUGUACGCAGCUGAGGCAGGCCAGAUGCUUUCCUACUUUGACCGUCUCGGACACACCUGUCCACAUACCAUGAGCCCGCCUGAUUACUUCAUGGAUAUAGCAGCUAGCUCUCCUGCCCAGGAAAUAGAGCGCCUAGUGGAUAAUUGGACACAAUCGCAAUCCUCAGCUAUAUCGACAGCUUUAGAAACUCCUAGCCUCUCCCAUUCUGACCUCCCUGGACCCCAAUCCACAUGCUCCCGCUUUAUCCCGACCACGCACGUGCUCCUCCACCGAGCCUAUCUCAACAUGCUCCGCAACCCCCUAUCUAUGUUCGUGCGACUUGUCCAAUGCCCUGGGAUGGGACUUAUCUGGACCAUAUUCGUGGCCCCCCUGCACAAGGACUACAAUUCGAUCCAGACACGCAUGGGUCUCAUGAUACAGUAUGGCCCGGUGGCCUUCAUCGGCAUGCUUCAAAACAUUGCGACUUUCCCAGCCGAGCGAGAUCUCUUCAGGCAUGAAUCCUCCAUGCACUUGUAUGGCGCUACAGCCUUCCUCGUCCAAUACACAGCGAUGGAGCUUCCAUUCGAAAUAAUUGCAGCCGGGAUAUUCAGCCUUCUCUUCGCCUACGCCGCACAGCUGGGUCCCACGGCGACGCAAUUCGGCGUCUGCUUCUUGAGUGCAGUAUGUGCGCUUAACACGGGCGAAUCAUUGAGUAUGCUUGCGUGUCUCGCUUUUGGACGGAAAAUCAGUCUCGCUGUAAACUGCACGUCGGCGCUGUUAUCUAUAUUUACGAUGCUUGGAGGUACGAUGAGUCUGAGUCCUCCGCGUGUGUUGCAGUGGUUUAAUCAUGUAUCACCUAUCAAGUAUGCUAUUGACAAUUUGGCGUACUACUGUCUGGGUGGUUUGGAGUUGCAGUGCACGGAUGGCCAGCGUCGCGCGGAUGGUUCGUGUCCUCUUCAAACCGGGGAACAGGCUUUGGAGCUUUAUGGGUUGAAUACAGACCGUCCGGAGAUAGGACUGGUUGCGGGCGUAGUGUUGAUGGUGGGAUAUCGGCUGUUGGUGUGGGCUGUGUUGAUGCUGCAGGUUAGGUGUCGGAAUGGGUUCGGUUUCCGGAGGUGGGUAAAUGUCAGGGAGAGGCGUGAGAGCUAGGGGUACUUAUCUGUGAGGAUUGUGCGAUGAUAUGACGUUAGGUUACGUAUUUGGUAUUGACAAUGUGUGCUUGGGAGGUGGAUUGAAGUUCUUGUCGUAAUCCAAACCCUUGUAUAAAGUGGUUUGAAUAUAUUAGGGGUA
Aspergillus costaricaensis CBS 115574 is the source of this 3597-nucleotide messenger RNA. RefSeq names its product putative ABC efflux transporter. Gene Ontology annotation, molecular function: ABC-type transporter activity; ATP binding; ATP hydrolysis activity. Gene Ontology annotation, cellular component: membrane. Lineage: Eukaryota; Fungi; Ascomycota; Eurotiomycetes; Eurotiales; Aspergillaceae. The record is from RefSeq and is a predicted model, not a curated record. The transcript is spliced from 5 exons. The coding region runs from base 1 to 3456 and encodes 1151 amino acids.